Molecule: messenger RNA, 1080 nt
Organism: Melozone crissalis (California towhee)
Lineage: Eukaryota; Metazoa; Chordata; Aves; Passeriformes; Passerellidae
Gene: ENDOU
Product: endonuclease, poly(U) specific
Exons: 9
Coding region: 1-1080 (359 amino acids)
Molecular function (GO): RNA endonuclease activity
Source: RefSeq, a predicted model, not a curated record
AUGGAGCCCUGGAUGCUCCUGCUGGGGGCAGGAAUCGCCCUGGGCUGCGUGUCCGGCCAUCUGUACACAGCCCCCGACUCGUGCGAGGGACGCUGCGGGGAGCCCUUCAAUGAGGAGGACGAGUGUCACUGUCACCCCGAGUGCCGCGCAGAGCACAACUGCUGCGAGGACCACGAGAGGCACUGCGGGCCCGGUGGGGAAGGCGCCGAGGGUGGAGCUCGAAGCCGCGACGGAUUCUCGAGCAGCAGCGCUUCCAUCUCGGAGCAGGAGCUGCUGGAGCUCUCGGAGCAGCUCUACGGGCUGGACCACAACAAAGCCCGGCCCAGCGACAUCGCCCUAAACCCGCAGCACCUGGCGGGCCCCGAUGAGACCGGCGACAAGCAGGACCGGUCCCCGCAGCCGCUCUACAAAUACGUGAACGAGGCGCUUUUCUCCAAGCCCACCUACGCCAGCUUCAUUAAGCUGCUGGAUAAUUACCAGAGGGCCACGGGCAGGGAGGAGGAGGUGACGGCCGAGGAGCUGCGGGAGCAGGAGCGGUUCCUCCAGGAGGUGAUGGAAACGGAGCUGAUGAAGAAACUCUUCGUGUUCCUGCAGGGGAAAAAUCGCUACAGCUCCGAGCAGGAGUUCCUGCAGGACCUGAACCAGAUGUGGUUCGGUCUGUACUCCCGAGGGGAUGGGGAGCGGGAUUCCAGCGGCUUUGAGCACGUGUUCUCAGGGGAGGUGAAAAAGGGAAAAGUGUCCGGAUUCCACAACUGGAUCCGCUUCUACCUCCUGGAAAAGCAGGGCGUCCUCAACUACUUCAGCCACAACUUCGACGGGCCGUGGGACACGUACCCCGACGUGCUGGGGCUCCAGUUCAGCUGGGACGGCUUCUACAAGGAGGUGGGCUCGGCCUUCAUCGGCUGCAGCCCCGAGUUCGAGUUCGGCCUCUACACCCUCUGCUUCCUCGCGCGGCCCGGCCGGGCGUGCCACCUGAGCCUGGGCGGGCACCGCCUCAGCGUGCAGACCUACCCCUGGACCAAGACCACCUACGAUGGCGGCCGGAGAUUCAUCGCCACCGCCUACGUGAUGUCACCCUGA